GUUUGGGAUUAGCUAUUCUCUCAGAACAUUUCUGUGCUGUUAGUAUCUAUUUUUAUUGCAGGGCAGUAACAGUACUGAGUUUUCUGGGAGUUUUUCUCUCAUACUAUGAAAACUAUAUGGUAGUUAUAUAUGAAAUUUUCAGUUCACAUUUGUGUAGAGAAAAUGUAUUAUUUUUCCAAUGUAUAUCUUAGUUUACUUUAGACUUUAGAAAUACAGCGUGGAAACAGGUUCUUCGGCCCACCGAGUCCGCGCAGACAAGCAAUCACCCCGUGCACUAGGGACAAUUUACAAUGUUUUAAUUAUGUCAAUUAACCUACAAACCUAACGUCAUUGGAGUGUGGGUGGAAAUCGGAGAUUCCGAAGAAAACUCACGCAGUCAUAGGGAGAACGUACAAAUUCUGUACAGGCAGCACUUCUAAUUAGGACUGUACCCGGGUCUCUGGCACUGUAAGACAGCAACUCUAACGCUGCGCCACCAUGCUGCCCCUAAUUUAUUUUGAUUUAUCCUUCAUCAAAAGUAUAUUAUUAUAGUAUUUUCUGUAUUGAGUGACAUGUAUUUCUAACAAUUAUAGCUUUUGGUGUCAAUUUCUCCUUUUUGUGAUAAUUGGUACGUAACAUUUUAAAGCAUUGUGAAUGAUUGCUGUUCAUGCAAUUGCAAAGUUCAGUGGGAUCAAUAUACUGCAUCUGGCCCAAAAACACCUCCAGUCCCAUUUUCUUGAUGUUCACCCUAACAAUGUUGUAUACAUUGCAUAAAGACGAAGAACUUCCAUACUGAGAUUCAUGGAACAGGUGACUCGGUGUAAUGCUGCACUGAAACUGUUGCUAUUCUGUUUGGAUAUCCUGUAGUGAUCAGCAUGUAGUCAAAUAGGUGUAAUCCUUGCAGGCAGCUCUUAAAAGGACAUGCCACAGUAAUAAACACUCACCCAGCCAUAGGGGAGUAUUGCUACUGAAUUAAUGAAUAGUGUAAUGAUGGCAGGAGAGGGUGUUCGAACAGUGGAAAAAUACUCCCAUGGGGUAGAGAGACUGAACAAUUUAGUGAGGAAUAAUACCCAUAUUCUUUAUGCAACGGAGCCAUAGAAAGCCUGAAUGCAACGCCCAGGCAAUUUUGGCAGUGAGGUUUCCGUAAGGACACGAGUGCAGUCUCUGAAUGUUAGAACUUUGGGGAAGCCUGCAGUGUAGCCAAAUGCCCGUGUCCACUCUGCCUGCUCUUCUGGUAGUUGAAGUCUCCCCUUCUUGAGUAUGGAGGUGGACUGACCUAACGAGUGUGCCAGUAAGCAGCAGUGUGAGAUAUGAGCAAGAACAGUAACAGCAGCCUGGAAUGUUUCUGCGGCUUGGAAGUUGAGAAUAACCACGGCUCUGACCUCCAGAGGCAAAAGGAUGAAGGCUCGCCUCAAGUUACAGGAGGUCACAAUUUUACUUUACAGAAAAACAAUGUAAUCUGUGUAUCACCACUACGUCGUAGAGCUAGAACAAUCUGGCUGUUUUGUGAGGGAGUAAGAACUGUUGCUUUUUUCUGACCAGAAGGUUGAAAAUCUCGCAGCAGAUAAAUCUAGCAUGUUGCACUACUAUUAAUGUCACCUGGGUGAAUUCUAUGCUGGAAAAACGUGAGAGAGAAUGAGAACACGACCAACAAAGUGAUCGAUGAUCAGCAUGGACUUGGUGGGCUGAAGGGCCAGUUUUCCAUGCUCUAUCUUACAAUAAAAAUAACCUCAGAUGAUCAGCUCUGUAACCUGUUCUCUAUAGUUCUCACAAGAUCCCAGUAGAGCUUCAGUAGCAAGCAAUAACAAAUGUUUUUUUUUCCAAAAUAUAAGGCAGAAUUUCUCAUAUAAUAUUCCACAUGCUGAGUGAUGUUACAAACCAUUCACUCAAUGUGUGCAUUCAUUGACAGCACUGCCUGUCAUGUGCUGUCAGUGGAAACUAGUUAGAGAUUACUGUAAUUUUAAAGUUCACUGAGAACACAAAAGGGAAUUGAACCAAUGAAAUAGUGAUGUCGGCAUAAAAUAUUAUAAAAAUUCAUAUUUUAAAAAUACACCAGGAUGCUGGAGAAGCUGCAAUGUUUCAGUGGCAGAUAUUUUAAAGUUUUAAGUUUUUCUCCCCAGUUUAUACCACUGCAGGGUAAAAUAAGAUUUUGAAUAGAUUGAAUGAAUCAUUUAAAAAAAUUGCAAAUUCAUAUUUUAUGUUAUAUUUUAGAAUGGGAUGACAGAACUAAAAUCAUGAUUUGCAAGCUCAAAUUCUAGUGCCUGAGAUCAGAAUUAACUCUCAACAGCGUUAUAUUAUAACCAGCACUCCGCUCCCAUUUACUAUGGCAAGAGAUUUUUGGUAAGGAUCCUGCUACAUCCUCUGUAGAGAGACACAAAGCGCUGGAGUAACUCAGUGAAUCAGGCAGCAUCUCUGGAGAGAAAAGAUGGGUGAUGUUUUGGGCCGGGACCCUUCUUGUUCCGACCCGAAACAUCACCCAUCCUUUUUCGCCAGAGAUGCUACUUGACCCGAUGAGUUACUCCAGCUCUUUGUGUUUAUCUAUGGUAUAAAACAGCAUCUGCAGUUCCUUCCUACACAUCUCCUCCACCCUCAAUUGCACUCUAUUAGCACCUUACACCAUACCAUCUAUUUCCUAUUGCCAACGUUUCUCUCUAUUCGUCCUCUUCCCUUGUUUUAUCCUGAUUCUAUAUUUAUUUAAACACUGCUAAUUUCCUGGUCUGAUUAGUUAAAACCUGAUUACAACCCUGUUUGCUUUGUUUAUGCUCAAAAUACAGGUUAACAUUUUAAGAUGGUGGAUGAAGGGUUAAAUGCAAGGUUGCAUGUGGACACACCUGCACCAUAUGAUAAUUAAACCACCAAACGAGACCAGCUGCAGAUUAUUCAGCCAACAAAGACACGAGGUCUGCUGCUGGAAGUUUUUGUACAAAGGUCUGGAGGUGCUGUGAAUAUGAAUCCACAGAGCGGCUCCAGGGGAUCUCUGAAAACAGUUUGCACCAAUACGGAAACAACGAGGAACAGAAGAUUCCAAUUCCGCAACACCACCGAUUUUCCGGAAAAUGAUGGUCCGGCAUCUCCUUUAAUCCGGACAAAUAUACGAUGUUUCUUGACCUGCCGUCUGCAUCCAGAUUUCUCUCUGUUUGCUUCUGGUUUUCAGAAUUUGUGGUUUCUUGCUCCUGAGGUUAAAGGACAUGACCAGAGGCGAUGGAAAGAAUUUGGAAUACAAAUUAUACUCGAUCAACGUCAACACUGUGCAGAGAUGAGUGAUGACCCUGCAAUUGAGGGACACUUCUAUCUAUCACCUUUGGCACGAUCGCUAUCUUCAACUAUUCAUUUCUCUCAUUUUACCAUUGCAUUCCUGUUUAAAUCCGCUAUUACAAUGCUGCCCGACCUGCUGUGUGUUUCCAACAUUUUCUGGUUUUACUUUGGAUUCCCAACAUUCUUGAAGCUGGUGCCCCAUCGCAACCUUUCAUACAUUGACAUGUCAUGUCAUGUGACUGUAAAAGCUGAUUCAAGGACUGACAAAACAAAGUUGAGAGGAAGAUCUGAUGCCGGGCCAUGUGUGCCAAGUUUGUGUGUAUGUGAGUGUGUGCACAUAUGCAAGCUUGAAACAUAUGCGCGAGAUAACAUGUAUGCCUGGUUGUAAAUAAAAUGCUCUGUGGGAAU
Messenger RNA from Leucoraja erinaceus (little skate), 3642 nucleotides. RefSeq lists its product as uncharacterized. The record is from RefSeq and is a predicted model, not a curated record. The transcript is spliced from 5 exons. The coding region runs from base 2927 to 3622 and encodes 231 amino acids. Lineage: Eukaryota; Metazoa; Chordata; Chondrichthyes; Rajiformes; Rajidae.